Messenger RNA from Anastrepha obliqua, 7480 nucleotides. Its product is annotated as platelet binding protein GspB. The transcript is spliced from 8 exons. NCBI's taxonomy places the organism in Eukaryota, Metazoa, Arthropoda, Insecta, Diptera, Tephritidae. Bases 186 to 6065 code for a protein of 1959 amino acids. The record is from RefSeq and is a predicted model, not a curated record.
CGCCACAAACAAAUAACGAAUGCAAACUGAGAAGAUUAUCUAUAUAAAUUAGCGGUGGUUAAAAUCGAAUUUAACAGACAUUUGAGACUAUGGCCACAGAGUUUAUACUGUCUUAAACACCGCCUUCUCACGCAAUACGUUCAUACGUCCAUAAACGAACAAACUGCGAUAUUCUCAACAACAAAAUGUCCUCUUCGAUAUGUCCACACUUCACGCAAAAUGCGUGGAAAAAGGAUCUCUGUUCAAAUUGUUUCAAGUCCAAAGAUGAACACAAGCCCGGCAAUUCGACAUACACAUCUAAAUACUCUAGCGCCAUGGAUAGAUCAAAAUUCACCUCGAAUUUAUUAUCUAAAACUGAUUUGGAUAGCAAAAAGACUGAUUACCCAAACAAAAAUAAAUCACCCGUAAGAAGCAUCAUGAAGAAGUCUUUUGCCUCGCUAAAAUCUAAAAGCAGUAAAGGCAAAACGCAUAAGGUCUCCUUUCCGAAGAAUAUCUCUGAAGUUAUUGGCGUCGGCGGCGAAUGGUCGGACAAUGAUUCUGAUGACGAUGAUGAUCAUGAUUUCAUGAAUAUCGGCAAUGAGCGCGACGACAAUGCCGCCACUAGCACCGACGACGAGGAGACGCUCGAGUUGAAUCGCAUCACACGUGCCAAUACCGAUUUCAAUAUGAACAAUGGCAAUUUGCUUGGCGAUCCACAGGAGAACAUUAAGCGUUCGUUUGCCGCGCUAAAACUUGGUGCCCCGCAAGUCGACAAAGAGGGCAAAAAACAAACGCUCAAGAUAAAUGUUAUGCCAUUUGGAGUCACAGCGUCUACUGAUAGCCCAAAGGCGGCGUCUUCGAUUACCUCCACAACUGCGAAGGCUAAAUUUGAGACGAGAACUAAUGAACCGAGUGAACAAACGGUGGUCAAACAGUGUGCAACUGUUGUUAAAUCUAUAAAGAAAGCAACGACAGCUACAACAUCGGCUACAAUAGCGUCAACGACCGCAACAAAGAUAACAACAACAGCUGCAACAACUACGACCAAAACAGUAACGUCCCACAUAGUUUCCAGCGCUAGCAGUUUAUUGAGCGCGCAAGCCAAGCAAGAAGCCUUGGCGGCGGGCGAUAGUGAUGGCAAGAAUAGUCCGCCCAUUGAACGGGCUAUGGAAAAGUCAUUACUGGACGAAAUAUCUGAAACGCUCGAAAAGAAACAGAGCGAAUGCAAGAAAUUGGCUAGCGAAAAGGAGGUGAGCAAUGCCACUAUCACUAACAGCAACACAAGCGCAACCAAUAACACAAACAGCGGAGUAAGCACAGCCGCAACCACAAACACAUCGUCAAAGAUUAAAUUCGAGAUUAGCAGCUUGAGCGAUGCCGUGGAGAACAAGCCAUUUCCUGAGCUUAAGAAGCCGAUCGCACGCAAUCCACCAAUUACAAAGGAUCAUGCUAAACCCAAAAUAAAUGUUUUCCAUAAAUACUCGGAUAGCGACAGCAAUUGUUCGGACAACGAAAAUGGCAUCUCAGCAUACUACGAUGUUGUCGAAACACAAAUAAGCUACGAGAAUCUGCCAGACGGCAAAUGCGAUGCAAAAGAUAAGCCUGCCAUUGUCGGAUCUACAGUCCCAACAGCAACAGUAGAGAAAAAGUGCAAUAAGAAUGCAUCCAACACGAACGACACUUCCAUUUUCUCCAGCUCCCAAUACAUCACCGACAUGCUGUUGUCAUCGAAGACACGCGCUGCCUCGUACAAUCUGCAUGAAGGCAACUUUAUGACCAGCAAAAUAACGUCUGAUGGGCUUAUUGUGACCAAGUGCAGCUCGGAUGAUGCGCUUGAUUCGACGGGCAGCAGUUUUGAUGGCAGCAGCGACGAGGAGACUUCAUACAAUAUGAUACGUAGUGAAUCGGACUCUGGCAUCGGCAUCAGCAUUGGCAAUGAAUACAAGAACUGCGGCGCCGAAAAGGAACGCGUGCAUGUUGAGAAAAAACUGAGUGUAAGUACCAACAACUCGGACUACGAGGACAUACAAGUGGCCAAUCAAACAAGCACAGCAAAUAAAACUCUUCCGGGCAAUAAUGCGAAAACAAAAACAACAGCGGCUGCAAAAACCGCUUUCAUUUUGGAGAAAAGCAGAGAAUUGCAUGGUGAGCCAGACGGCAGCGCGGAUCCAGAUGGAAGCUUGGAAAAAAAAGAGGCAAAUACCGCGCCGCAGCAGUCACAGCUGCCUGCAUUGCCUAAAUCACCACCACCUACGAAGCUCAUUGAUGCGCGCCCCUCAUUUCUACAUGGUUUACAAAAGCAGCACCCUCCCAUUUUACUGAAGAAACCAGAUCUACCAGCAAAACCAGUGGUGUCACCAACCUGUACGCCGCUGAAAACAUUUGUCAGCAAGCGCACACCGACAAAUGCGGAACAACAAGUGAUCAAUCAGUUACAUUUGGUGAUGUCAAAAUCCAACGAAAAUCUAAACUUGAGCGUAGUGACGCUAGACGCUAUGAAAGAUGAUGCCAAACUAAAGAAAGGCCGAGCGCCAAAUCCGCCGCCUGAACAGAAAACAAGCGCACCACCAACGCCAGAACGCGACUACAAUGCCGCGCUAGAAUUCGAUCAGACUAGCGCAUCAUCAACCAAUGUUGCAGUGGAAGAAACGAUUUCCCAAAAAGUCGCAAGCGCGGAACAACAAUCAGCGCCGACAAUAGUCCAAGCGCAAGCAGAAUCAAAAUUUAUUAAUGAUCACAACGUUGAUGUGAAGAAGUCAAACGAUCGAGCGGAAGCUGACAAAUUGAACAUAGCAACUUGUCAGUCAACCAGUGAACUAACGACAACAGCAAUUGCCGCCAAAACUUCCGCAACCCCUGCCACCAACGCUGCAGUAACGAACACAUCCAGCAUUUAUAACCGCAAAGCAAUACCAACAACAACAAAUAAUACCAACAGCAAUAAUACGAAAAACGCCAAAAACGCCUCAUCGCCAGUGAUACGUGAGAAGGACAAACGUGAACGCGCUACAGUCAAUCCCAAGUUCCGUAGCCUUAACACAUUCGCAACGCAACGCAGCAAUGCGCUGAAGAACAUGCAACUACAAUCGGCCACAUCAUCGUUGAGUCUCAAGCAAACGCUCACCCCUGAGCCCUUGCCGAAGAAUCAUAAGAGCCUAUCUUUGUCCGAAGAGUGUCUAGCUGAUGUGACACAAACCAAUACGACGGUGAAUCUGCCAACAUUGCCGGCGACAAGUGACAAGAAGUUGACGGCACAACAACAACAGCAGCCGCAGCAGCAACACCAAACACCGCCACAAAAGACCAAAACGAAAUUUUCGAUCAAGAAAUUCUUGCGCAUGGGUGCCAGCAAAACGACGGACAAUCUGCACAAGAAGGACAGCAUCUACUCGGAGAUUUGUACUGGCGAGGAAGCCGGUGUGGUGGGUAAGCCACGCCUGGUGAUUAUUCAUCCGAUCGACAUUAAUCCGACAGCAGUAGAAGUAGUCAAAGACAUAACGAAGACCAGUGAUGCGGUGGCAGCCCAAACAGUGGCCGUGGUGACAGCCAAGCCACCGGCACCACCUCUCCGCAACAUAGAUACGCAACGUUCACACGAGCUAAACAAACCGGCACGUCCGCCGCCACCAAAGAGUGCAGAGCUACGCCGGAAGCAGGCAAUCAUUGGGUUGAAUGCCGUACCGAUGACGGUGACGGACGCACCGAUUGGCCGCAAGGCAAGCAGCAUAACUGCCAGUGAAGCAGGUGGCUCUAUGAAAUGCAAGUCGGAUAAUGUUUAUGCCAAUUUAGGCGAAAUUCGCUCAUCGAUUGCACCGCGCAAGCCAGAACGUACGGCCAGCAUGCGUGAGCGUGAGGCACAGUUGGAAUUGGCACGUAAACGACACGCCGGAGCGCGUAAUGAAAACGCCGAUACUAUCUCGAUUUGCUCGUCAAACGGUGAUAAUGUAUCGUUCGAACACAACAGCACUAACAACAACCACUUACACACUUCAAUCAAUCCCAAUGGUGCAACCGCCGCCAAUAAUAGCAACAACAACAAGCGUAACACGAACGGUAAUAGCUCAGCCACAUUAAGUCCACAACUAUCACCGGCCGAUAGAGCUGUCACGCCCACAACGCCACUGGGUGAUGGCAAACCACCAACCGGCAGCCGUACGAGUACCUUUGAACGUCGUAAGAGUGACCCAAAAAUUGCAAUCGCAAAUAAAUUGGAAAUUUUCGAAAAUCGCACAACUAGCAACAACAAUUCUGGUAACAACACACCUGUAACGAACGGUGCCAUGACAUCCAUCAACCACAACGAAGGGCGGCCGACUAGUUUGAAAGAUUCGGUGCGUAAAAUUAACAGUACUAUCGACAGCUACUUGAAGGACAAACGCGACUACGAGAAUAUGUAUGAAAUGGUGAAGAGUCCUUCAUCGCCCCCACUGCCACCAACACGCUCGGUUGAUUUAAUAGCCGGUCAGCGUUUGCUGCCGCCACGUCGCAAUAAUAACAAUAAUAGCAACCUUUAUUCGGAUACGAUGUCGGUGACGAGCUACACACGCAGCGAAUAUGGGCCGGGUCGCAACUUCGGAUUGAACAAUAGUUUAGCCAACAUUCCACGCAUUAUUUCAGCUUCAUAUUGUGGCAGCGAGGUGGGCGAAUUUGAAAUUUACGCGCCCUACAGUUAUUAUGGCAGCGAGGCAGGCGGUGAUGUAGCUACUGACAUCAAUGACAGCGUAUGGGGCAUACCAUCGGCCAUCAAGCAUCGUACUAAGGCUACAAAUCGUUUGCGUAUGCGCAAAGGGCGCAGUGUUGUACAUAAAACCAUAGAAGAUAAUUAUACCGCAGUGGUUGUGGCUAACCACGAGGCCUUGGCGCAAGUUCUGGAUCAGCUCCAGCAAACUCCCGUCAUACCACCCGCACUGCGGCCCCUAGCUAAUGCCAUCAAUUUGCGCUUCGAGGAUUUCACCAUACUGGAUGGCGCACAGGCGUUUGUGGUUGGCAAGAAAGCCUUCCAUGCGGCUCUCUGGACCACAGCACCCGUCACUUUGGCGCUUUCGGCCGACUGUAAUCAGCUUUCAGGUGUUGGCGGUGAACUGAAUCAGCUAUCUGGUGGCGUCUGCGGUGUACUUAAUCCAAUUACAGAAUUUUGCGAUUUGGUACCCAGCUACCACUUGCCCCUGAUACCCUCGACCGCAGUGACUCUGCUACAAGCUACGAUUUCUGUACUGCCACGAUUGCAAUUGGAUACGCUGCAGUCGAUUGGCGCCAUACUUAAGGGCAAAUCGCAGGUGCUGGACAAAAGCAACUUCAAUUUCCGUGGCUCCAUACCAAAUUUGGCCGCUGCCGGGUUGAAGGAUAGCCCCAGUGUGAAUGCAUUGCGAAAUGUGGUGUCAGUACAGAAUCUGAGCACCUUGAAUGAGGAGUCGUCCCUAGAGAAGAGUGGCGGUGUUUCCUUAGAGGCAGCGGGCGAUAGCGCCACUACGGCGGGCAUGCCGGCAUUUGACGAUGUUAUGACACGGGAAGUGGCCUUCAUAAUGCUACAGCUGGUUAAUGGCAUGAAGAAUUUGCAGGGCAAAGCGAUCGAGGAGAUGCCGUUGAGCUUAUCGAAUGUGGUACUAUCCAAGGAUGUGGAAAAUAAGGAUGCGCAGGCACGACUCUGCGUGUUGCAAGGCAACAACAAUGAAGAGGACGAACCCAUGGGUACACUUUGCAAGUGUGCACACAUCGCACUUACCGAGCUUUUGCCGGCUACCAAGAUUACACCCAUUGUGGCUGAUAUACUUUUGCAAGAACGCGCCGAAUCACUAUCCAGGUCCAAAUCGGUCUUGGAGUUUGUGCUUUGGGGCCCAUCAGAUGUGGUGCUCUCUGGCUCGACUAAAGAACGCGAGCUUGCACUGCAGCGUUGGUUAGAUCUGGAACGUGCCACUGUACUGCAUGGGCUAGUGCGUACACGUGUCGAGCUGACUGUCUACGAUGAAUGCCAUUUAAUGUUCUUGGUGCGCUCGACGGCGAAAAUGAUGAACGAUGCGGCGAAAAUUGUAUGCAGCUACCAACAGCCGUUGGCGGAGAAAAUACAGCAUCAACAGCAUGGGGAAUAGAGCUUAGUAAUAGAUGAGUAAUUUUUUUUUUUUUUAAUUGGCUGAAGAAGUUUGUUGUAAUGUGGAUUUAGGAAUGCUUCUUAAAUGGGAGGGGGUUUUUAAGGUGUCACCAGUAAAAGCAGCAAUAUCGUGAAAAGACUUGUGGCAUAGGUAGCUUUAAAUCCUUAGAACGCGUUGAUAAUUCGGCAAAAAAUUGGAUAUACAGUGAUUUUCCAAUGUCAUGCCAGCAUCGCAAAACUUCAUAUUGCAGCAAUGUUGUGCAGCCUUAACAUCAGAAACUACUGCUGGGCAACAAAGCUAAAGUCUACGCUAGGCCUUGCUGUCAAAUGGAUGAACCAAUUGCUACUUACUUUAAUUUUGUCAUUUUCAUAUGACUCGUUCGUAGAUUUCCAUAUUUUGCUUUUAAGAUACAUUCCCCAAGCAACAAUGUUGAUAGGCACAUGUUUGCAGCAACAUUGAUUAUAAAUAUUGUUUAGGCGAGUUCAGACACAGGCAACAAAUGUUGAGCAACGUUUGCCAGCAAUAAAUUAACUGAUUGCUGUUGCAUAAAUUUUCAAUAUUAAUUAUUGGGGUUGCCUACAAAGAACUUAAAUAUAGAACUUUUGUAACUUGAUGCAAUAUAUUUUAAAGCAGUAACGCAGCAUCGACUGCCGUCGGAACGUAAAGCAGCUCGUAUAAUUUGCUGCCAUUUAGUUUCCGAGAUUUGUGAAUAAAUUUUAGCAUCCCAUUUGUUUACCAACGGCAUCGUGAAGGCCCUUGGAAAAUCCAUUUAAUUGCUAAAAAAGAGUGUAUACUUACAUGACAGAAAAAAUAACAACGACAAGAUAAUUUCCUCUUUUUCGUUUAUUAGCCGAUUAUUUAGAAGAAACUAAUUCUUAGCAUUAAAUACUUCGAAAAAUUGUUUAGCUGCCUUAAAUUGUUUAGCAUUCAAAUACCUGGCUUAUGGAAAGUGCCAAAUUUCCAAAACUAAAUAUCAAAAACAUAAGCAAAGUAGGUAUGUAUGUACAUAUGUCAUAACAGAAUAAAAAUUCAAUAAAACAUAAAUUAAAAAAUGCUCUCUCGUUGUCAAAAACUAAUGUGUAACUUAUAUUUUCCACAUACAAGUAGUUGCAAUACAACAUUUUUGUAAAAAUCUUAAUAACAUUGUAAUUAAAGUGUUUUCUUUCUCUUACAUUAUUUUUCACCUUUUUCAUAUGUUUAUAAAAUAUCUAUAGUUUUAUACUCUCAUUCGUUUCUUAUGCAAUAUUCAACAUAUUUUUAAUUUUUGUUUUUUGGGUUCGAAAAAAGUCUACAUUUAAAUAAAUUUACAUAUGCAGAAAUCUUCGAAAACAAAAACAUAUUUGAAGAACAAGUGUAUGUAAUUGAGAAAUUUUAUUGUACCGUUACAUAUUGUAUAGAUUAAGUUGGUGUUUGAA